Molecule: messenger RNA, 354 nt
Organism: Cladocopium goreaui
Lineage: Eukaryota; Dinophyceae; Suessiales; Symbiodiniaceae
Source: the annotation of a GenBank genome assembly
AUGAAGUUCUUCAAGGUCGUGCUGCUCGGCGUUUUCGCAACUUCCGUCUACUUGCAAGGGUGUGGCGAAGAUAAAGUCUAUACCUCCGUGGAUGAAGCUCUCGCAGCUAUUUGCUCCUCGACGGUCUGCACGGAGUAUUGCAAUACGUGCGUGACAUGCACCAUGACCGGCAACCGUUCUGCCACUCAUUCUCAUAUGGAGACAUGUGGAAUGAACCCGAGGGGAGGUGAAACUUGCAAGGAAGUCUUGCCGUGUGGGGGGAGCGAAAACCAGACGGCAACAAGUGCAAAGAGCUUGGUGCAGAAAAAUCGCCUGCGAAGUCAUGAGUCCUCCAGCCUGUCCUUGGACAAGUGA